Messenger RNA from Phaedon cochleariae (mustard beetle), 3507 nucleotides. The record is from the annotation of a GenBank genome assembly. Lineage: Eukaryota; Metazoa; Arthropoda; Insecta; Coleoptera; Chrysomelidae.
UGAACCACUACCGAAAACGCUCGACAGAUCUCAUCUCGCAGGAGUGGAUAUCAAGUGUGCGCCAUUUAUGUCAAUGUCAAUGGUUGUCGAUUGUCGGAGAUUUUUUUAGCCUACCUGUUGCGCGAGUGCUGAGUUUUGGCCAGAGCUGAAAGAAUGCCGCGAGCUUUCCUGCUUACGCAUCGAAAAUAUAGUUUUGGAGAGGGGGAAGGAAAAGGUUUGAGUCCGGAACAUCAUGUCAGCCAAGCUGACGAUCCGACGGCAGAUUGUGAGAUGCCAUCGAUAGAUAGCACAGAGUGCCCGGAAGAACUCUACAAUCUCACGAAACUCGCCGAAGUUGCGGUGGCUACGGGCCAAAUUUUGGAAAAGAGACGUACCAACUCGCCUUCUAGUACCACGGAGGAUGACCACCGUCCGUUUACUUACACCCACAAACUGUUCGAUAAGACUUCUAGAGCACCAAGACCGCAUUUAAUCAAGACUGAAGACGACCACAAGCCACCCUUCUUUCCCCAUCGAGCCCACAGCACCACCCCCGACCCUGCCACCACUCCCCACUCCUCCACCGACGCGCAUGCGCACGAGCACUCGUGCUCCGAGUGCGGCAAAAAGUACAGCACGUCCAGCAACUUGGCCAGACACAGGCAGACGCACCGGAGUCCGGCAGACAAGAAGGCCAGGCGAUGUCCGCACUGCGAUAAAAUUUAUGUCAGCAUGCCGGCCUACUCGAUGCACGUGCGCACUCACAACCAGGGAUGCAAGUGCAACUACUGCGGCAAGUGCUUCUCGCGGCCCUGGCUGCUGCAAGGGCACAUACGGACGCAUACAGGCGAAAAACCCUUCAGAUGCACCAUAUGCAACAAGGCGUUCGCAGACAAGUCCAACCUGCGCGCGCACAUCCAAACCCACUCGAACACCAAACCGCACGUAUGCGGCAGAUGCGGCAAAGCGUUCGCCCUCAAAUCCUACCUCUACAAGCACGAGGAAUCCUCGUGCAUGCGCACGAACAACCGAGAAGCCACUCCUGACGCAACCACCCCCUCCCCUACCCCGGUGAUCGUCUCUCUAGCCCCUAGACUAGGGGACACCGUCAUCAAGGGACCGGUGCGGUCUCCGAUGCUCUACCGCUCCACGGUGAUAUCCCCCAACCCCGAGAGGCUGCUUUAUUCCACCGUGAAACACCCCACGGUGAUCCUGGGCAGUUCGAGGUUUGGGGGAGGGUUAGCACUGCAAGAGGAACCUGUUGAUUUCUCUGCGCAGAGCAGGGAGAGGCAGGGGUAUGCGCACAACGUGGAAAGCGGGUAUGCGCAGAGGGCGGAGCGGGGGUAUGCGCUCGGGUUCGCUAUCGCGGUGUGAGGAGGGGGGGGGAGGCACCUGUUGAUCGGUUGCGUGCGCAGAGGUAGGGAAUGGGGUAGGUGCGCAUGUGGCUGAGUUUUACGGGACCACGAUGAUUCCAGAAUAGUUCGUUGAUGUUUUUUUUUGACGGUUUAGGUUUUCGACCAAUAUUUUGUACGUUGUGAAAAUGUGUUUUGUAGUUGUUGUAAUAAAUAACGUGUUUGAUUUGUGAUGGUUUUGAAUCCACGAUAUUAUGGAGUAUUCGCAAUAUUUAAUUAUUAUUUAUUAUUCGAUUAACUCACUACUUAGGGUCGGUAAAUUCGCCUUGUUCGCCAUCUUUUGUUCUAAAAAAACAGUCCCAGGAGUUAGACUAAUAUAUUUAUUCGUUUUACAAGGUGUCUCUUCCAGUUAACCUGUAGAGCAUUAGCACUACGAGGUGGAAAAAACCUGCAAAUAUAAAUGUUGUAGAGUUUCAUCGGUAAGUACUAUCUGUUAACAACUCUAAAACAAUUGAAUGCACCUAUGGAACCCUGGAACUUUUAUAUUCAAAGGUUCGGUCUUUCCAAAACUUGAAUUAUUCCUUCUUUUAAUGUUUCCAUUUAAUUCAAUUCUAUUUGAUUUCUUCCGAUGUUCUGGAAGAUAUUCUUUUCAUUUUCCUUUGACAAUCCCGAUUUCGACUUUGUUUUAUUCAUAUAAACAUCGCCAAAAAUUUUGGAGUGUACGUAGGUAGUGUACUUAAUCUAUAAGAAGGAUUCAAAAAUUGUGACGAUAUGAGCAGAUACGAUGUGAUUGUUUAUAUUUUAUUCAAAAUAGCUAUCAGAUAAUAUUGGUCUCACAAAAACGUUGAAAUUGGCGAAUAUGAAGUCUUUUUUAUGGGCAUUCAGAAUUUAGUACUAUAAAAUGCAGAAAAACAUCAACUUGAAAAUUUUACAUAAACUGGUAUUUCUCAAAUGAAACACGCUGUAUUUUAUUCUCCUAAUCAUUUGAUUAUUUCUGAUUUCUUCUGAUGUCAAAUAUAUAUAGGUACUUUUUAUUGAGGUUAUAUUUGUCAGAUUUGGAAAAAUAUAGAUAUUUUUGUAUGAAUCUGAGGCAGCAGACACAGAUAACCUCAAUAAAGCAUAUUGAAAUCAGAAAAUAAAUACAGGGUGUUCCAUUUAAAAAAUACAAGUUUAUGUAAAAUUUUCAGGUUUACGAUUCUUUUUCCCAUUUCCUAGUACUGAAUUUUGAAUGAACAUGGAAAGAACUUAAUUUAUAGCUAUUUCAACGUUUCCGUAAGACCAAUACUAACUGAGAUAGCUAUUGAGUAAAAUAUCAACAAUCACCCUGUACAUACAUAUUAUUUUUCCCAGAUAUAGAUAUUUUGUGAAAAACAAUAAGCAUCACUGUGCCUUAUUUCUGUGCCUAACUUGGUGGCAAGAUCACGUGACCAACUAUUUAAAGAAUUGUAAAUAUAUUUAUAUUGACGCUGUUUUCAGUGGUGCUAAAUUUAUUUCGUAAAUGUCCGAUGUGGCAGCUUUAUUUAAGGUUAUGUAGAUAUUUUGUUUGUUUUGAUAUUUUUGUAGUGUGAAAAAUCUUUUUUUGAGUCGUACUAUUAGCCGAUAGUUUUUUUUUGUUUCUUUUUUCCUCAAUUGUAUUGGUUGCCCACACAUUAGGAAAAUAUUGAGAAUGUUUUUCUAUGAUGGAAAAUAGACGAGAGUGUAACACUAGUCGUUCGAGCGCUUUGCACGGAAAAACCUAACAGUUACAGUGGGAGCGCGUUAAGUCAUUUAAAUUUAAGUUAUUUAUUUUUUACUAACCUCUUCAACAGAAAUAACAGUAAUUUAGUUUAUUAUAGAUUUUAGUUUGAAGGAUUUGUUUUUCUUUUUGGAAGAUUUUUUUUAGUGGUAUCGGCUAAUGAUAUAAAAAAUUCCUAGUCAUUAUUUUUAGUUCAACUGAUUAAGUAUUUGUACUGUCAGAUUUAUCUAAUAGUUUAUUUUAGAGGCCGAUAGGUGCAAUAUUAAUAUUUAGAAACAUUAUGUCAUUGUGUCAUUUGUAUGAUUGAUUUUAUUACAUACCUAUUCAACGUUUUAUUGUAUAGUUUGGUAGUCAUUCCUCUAAUCAUGUUGUGUCAUCUACAAGAAUUUUGUGAAAAUGUAUUUUCUAGAUUUGUGUACUUUUAUACAAUAAUAUGCUGAA